AUGAAGAUCACUUUCAAGGACCUGAAGCAGAACAAGUUCGUCAUUGAGGCCGAGCCAUCGGAAACAAUUGGCCAACUCAAGUCGAAGAUUCAGGCAGACAAGGGCUGGGAAGUGCCCCAGCAGAAGCUGAUAUACUCUGGCAAGAUCCUCCAAGAUGCGAACACGGUCGAGUCGUAUAAUAUCGAAGAGAAGGGCUUCAUUGUCUGCAUGGUCUCCAAGCCUAAGCCUUCUGCCGCCUCGUCAAGUAAAGCAGUGCCCUCCACACCUGCCCCAGCGGCAGCCCAGACGCCCGCAGCGCCCGCAGCACCGGCUCCCUCAUCGACCAACACCCAGAAUGCCCCCGCCACACCUUCUCCCGCUCCGGCACAGCAAGCGUCCGAUCCCUCGCGUCAAUUCAACGACCCUUCGGCCCUCACUAUGGGUGGCGAGCGCGAGGCCGCCGUUGCCGAUAUGGAGAACAUGGGAUUUGAGAGGGCAGAUAUUGACCGGGCAAUGCGCGCGGCCUUUUUCAACCCGGACCGUGCUGUCGAGUACCUCCUGAAUGGUAUUCCAGAGGGCGCACUCCAAGAGCAGCAACAGGCUGCUCAAGCCCGUGCACCCACCUCUCCCCCACCCGCUACCGGCGGAAACACAGGUGCAACCGCUGCGCCUUCUGGGGGUGACGAGCCGAUAAAUCUCUUCGAGGCCGCUGCCCAAGCUGGUCAGAAUCGCGGAGGGUCUGGUGGUGCUCGCCCGGGUGGGACGGGAGGUGGUGCCGCUGCCACCGGUGCUCUUAAUGCCAACAGCCUCGACUUCUUGCGUAACAACCCGCAGUUCCAGCAGCUACGACAGGUCGUACAACAGCAGCCGCAAAUGCUUGAACCCAUUCUACAGCAAGUCGGAGCAGGCAACCCUCAGUUGGCACAGAUGAUAGCUUCAAACCCAGAACAGUUCCUGCAGUUACUUGCUGAGGAUGCAGACGAGGAUGCGCCGCUGCCCCCCGGUGCUCAGGCCAUUUCUGUCACCGAGGAGGAGCGAGAGGCUAUUGAGCGCCUGUGUCGCCUUGGCUUUGAGCGCGACCUUGUCAUCCAGGCCUACUUUGCGUGUGACAAAAACGAGGAGCUAGCCGCCAACUUCCUCUUUGAUCAGCCCGAGGAUCCAGAGGACCAGUAG
Cucurbitaria berberidis CBS 394.84 is the source of this 1152-nucleotide messenger RNA. RefSeq names its product UV excision repair protein Rad23. Lineage: Eukaryota; Fungi; Ascomycota; Dothideomycetes; Pleosporales; Cucurbitariaceae. The coding region runs from base 1 to 1152 and encodes 383 amino acids. The record is from RefSeq and is a predicted model, not a curated record. Gene Ontology annotation, biological process: proteasome-mediated ubiquitin-dependent protein catabolic process; nucleotide-excision repair. The transcript has 5 exons. Gene Ontology annotation, cellular component: cytosol; nucleoplasm. Gene Ontology annotation, molecular function: polyubiquitin modification-dependent protein binding; proteasome binding; damaged DNA binding.